ACAACAGAACUGCUCGCUUAUUUCAUUCUUGGUCCGACUGUUACCAUUUCGUGAGAUACGUCGGUAUGCUUCAUAAUGUUACCCUGUAAAUUAUUGUUCCUUGUAUUCAGAUAAUGCUUCAAUUACAGCCUACAAGCCCCGACGAGAACCCAGCCAGUCGUAUGAUCUAUACGCCUACAAGGAUCUUCUACUGAAGACGAUUCCGGUGAAUUAGAGGAACCUAAGGACACGCCUGACAAACCCACCACCACCCAGGUCACCGAGAAGUUCUCCAGUCUUCCGUCCGAUCCACAGGCAGAGCAUCUCUCCGAGACUUUGCGCUACUUGCUGUCCCCCUCUCCUCUUCCUUCUGUGCUUCUGGUUAAACCUGCUGUGAAAACCUACAGCGAGACUGUUGCCACAAAACGAGCAGGGGACAAGGAAGGAGACUGUCGUCAAACAGUCUCCGACACGUGUCUGUUAAGUCUUGUGGAGCACCAUUCUCCCUCCUGGCCGGCCAAAUCGUCUGUUAGAGCCUCAUUCCAUCAGGCCUCAUCCGCCUGGUUAAAUUCUAGCUGGGUUGGCAGCCAGUGCACAACCAUGUCACUGGUGGCCGUGACCCUGUCUACCAUUAAGUCCGUUGAGACUUGGGAGCAGGAUGAACUAGACUUCAUCCUGUUCAGUGGUGACGGGAAUCACGGCUCCAUCUUAGCCGACCUGGGCCGCAUCGCUGACCCCAACCAGCGUGUAGGUGUUUAUGAAUUAAUUGGGCGUAGGGUCACCCUCAGCCUCGGCAGCCGCCAUUUUAUAAUGGAGGGCUGUGCGGAGACUGAUGGGUUGGGGGUGGUUUCUGCCAUUGACCCUCAGGCAGGGCCUAUGGGAGAGUUUGGAAUGGUCUCCUUUAGCGAGGCUUUACAGACAGCCCUGCUCACCACCGAUGGGGCUGUUCUCACUGUGGGAGAUUACAGCACUGCCAUUAUCCCGGACCCAGAAGGAGGUCUGAGAGUGUGGGAUAGCCACAGCCGUGGUCCCGGAGGGAUGUUUCACCCGGAUGGGAGGGCUGUCCUCACCCAGGUAGAGAACCUCCUUGAUCUGGAAGAACUCAUUCGGCUGCAGUUAAUACAGCGAGGGUGCCCAGCCGAACAGUUCGAGGUGUUGGGUUUUCGGCGGGUCCUAGGAGGCACAUGAAUGCCAGCUGAGUUCCAUCCAGCUUUCCUCAUCCCCGAUUGGCACCCUCCAGUAAUCAGCCUGUAAUAACACCGCAGGCUGAUUGUAGAGCGUUAAGGAGGCCAGUGUGUUAGCUUCACCUGUGAAACUGAUAUUCCUCAUUGGCUCCUGCAGGAAUCAGUCUGUAAUUUCACUGCAGACUGAUUGUAUAGCUAUCAGGAGGCUCAUCGAGUUAGCUUUAUCUGUGACACUUGUACCUCAUUGGCCCUUGCAGGAAUCCGUCUGUAAUCCAACGCAGACUGAUUGUAUAGCUAUCAGGAGGCCCAUUGUGUUGUUGUGCUGGGUCGUUUUCACACAGUGAGACAUGGGUAAGAAAGAUGUGGACUGUGUUCCAGCUAUGUGAGCCAAAUUAUUCACCUCCACAUCUUGUGACUCCACAGAAUGUGACAUGUUUCCAGCUCUUGUCAGGGCCCAAAGUGUCACAAAAUCUAAGUCUUCCUCUUGUGGUUGAACAGAUCAGCACAAAACGGACCAACCUUCCAAGGAGUUUUUUAUGUCCUGUGUUUUUAAAGAAACCUGCAGAUUUGCUACUCUUAACCACCAGGAAAUGCAGUCAAAGAAACUUAGUAAUCUCUUGUUCUUAUGGGAAAGAAGCAUCAUCAUGCAAAAAUUGCCUAUCUCCUGCUCUUGCACAGCCACAUUGCCAUUAUGGAAAAUGAUCAAUCUCCUUGUCUCAUGUGAUAAUAGUGUCUGCAGAAAAUUACCAAUUUCCUGGUCCUGUGUGUUCAAAGUGUCAGCGCAGAAAGUGACAAUCCAUAUCCUGCUUGUGUGGCCCUAAAGUGUCUUCUGGUCACAGAACGUGACCCAUUCCUUGCUCCUAUAGGCCCAAAGUGUCAUCUGGGAACAGAAAUUGAUCCAUCUGCUCCUGUGGGCUCAAAGUGUCAUCACAGAACGUGGUCCCAUAUCCUGUUCUCCUGAAUUUAAACUGUGAUCUGAUCAUCAGAAAAAGAUCCAUCUGCUACAUGUACUUGCAAAGUGUCAUUUGGUCACAGAAUCCGACCCAUAUUGCUUUGCUCCUGUAGUCCCAAAGUGUGAUCUGUUCACAGAAAGUAAUCCAGUCUCCUGCAUUUGUGGACUCGAAGUGUGAUCUUAGAAUAUGACCCAUCACCUGCUCUUGCACACACAGUGUCAUCAUGCUCCUGUGGGUUCAGAGUGUCACCUCAAGAAAUUAUCUCUUAGCCUGUGUGCCGAAUUUGUCAGAGCUGACAGUGUGUGCCGAACAGCUACAUAUAGAGGUCACAUGGCAAGUCAAGGUUUCAUUACAGCAUUGUGCUCAUAUUCUACUGUUGAGGACAUCAAAGAAAAGAUCUCUGUUUUGCCCCUUUGACCUGUAGGUACUAAUGUAGUGUCUCGCCAACCGUCUUUGUCAGGCUGCCAGCUUGACAUGCUCUGAGAGGCAUGAUCUCUUUCUCCAGCGACAAACAAUGUCCUUAUUUCCUAUAAAAUUGUGAAAUUUUGCAACCAGUCAAUUUCUCUUUGAACAUGCCAAAACCUGUUACAUGUAUGUGGUUGGUUUAUAUAUAUAUUUUCUGUAACUAAUAAGUAUUCAUGUCACUGAGGCAAAGCAUUUUUUUCUGAAGAAAAAUUUUGAAGCUAUGGAUCCCAUGGAUUCAAGUAAAAUAUACUAUCACAACAUCACUUGUACACUGUUCAUGUUUACUUUAAGUAAUAGGUAUUCAUAUCCUAUCACUGUACAUAGAUUGUAUGCACUCCAUAUGUGAAACUUACGAAUAAAUAUACUUUUUAAAUUUUUGAUAGAAA
Liolophura sinensis is the source of this 2967-nucleotide messenger RNA. RefSeq lists its product as uncharacterized. NCBI's taxonomy places the organism in Eukaryota, Metazoa, Mollusca, Polyplacophora, Chitonida, Chitonidae. The record is from RefSeq and is a predicted model, not a curated record. Bases 580 to 1167 code for a protein of 195 amino acids. The transcript has 9 exons.